Molecule: messenger RNA, 1220 nt
Organism: Heterobasidion irregulare TC 32-1
Lineage: Eukaryota; Fungi; Basidiomycota; Agaricomycetes; Russulales; Bondarzewiaceae
Product: glycoside hydrolase family 23 protein
Exons: 7
Coding region: 67-1035 (322 amino acids)
Source: RefSeq, a predicted model, not a curated record
CGCUAAGAGUGCUUCUGGACUCGAUACUACUCCCAAGGCGGAACCCACAUUCGUUACUACUGUAUCAUGAAACUCCUCUCCAGCCUUGUUGCUAUUGUCCUCGCUGUUGCCGUUGUCGAGGCGAGCAACGUUCACGAAGAACGCUCUCAUUCAGCUCGUCAUGCCCACAUUGCCCGUCGGGGAAGCUCAUCCAGCAAGCGUUGCAAAGUGAAGAGCUCCUCUUCCUUCCCCCACACGACUUCGACAACCAACAAUCCCCCGACCUCUACUUAUGUGGCGCCGACGACCUCUGUUGCAGCCGCCCCUGCGUCGACCCCUGUCGCAAACUAUGUUGAUGACAGCAAAAGCAGCGUAAAAGGGGCUAUUGCAGGCUUGAUCAGCGUCAAGUCUAAGUGUGGCGAUAUCGGUGCCACGAAGGACAUCACCGCUGUUAGCGGUCCUAACGGUAACAUCGACUGGUUAAACUGUGGACUCAAUGAUGGCGGUUGGAGGCCUCCAUUCGUCCAUAUAUCUGACCUCAUCGCUGCCGACCUGUCUACUGCGAUCAAGGACAAGAGCAGCCCCUUUAAAGCAUGCAGCGAAUAUAUAGGGCUCUUUGAGAAGUAUGGUGGGGAAUUUAAUGUUCCGCCUAUCAUGCUGGCUUCGUUUGCCAUGCAAGAGAGCAGUUGCAAUCCUGCCACUGUUGGUGGUGCUGGUGAACAGGGCUUAAUGCAGAUAACCAAGGACAAGUGUGGAUCGGCGCCUGGCGGGAAUUGCAAGGAUCCCGACUACAACAUUCGCACAGGCGCUCAGUUUUUUUCUGAUACGUUGAACAGCAAUGGUGGUGAUGUCCUGAAGACCAUCGGUCAGUACAAUGGCUGGUCCCCGCAAUUGACUUUUGGUCAGGCAACUGCCGCUGCGUCCACAUCGUGCUGCAGAUGCCAGAACAACCUGGACUACUUGCACCAAUUCGUCAAUGGUUGGUUGCAGAAUGUAGACGCGUACACCAUGAGGCCCCGUCUUGGAAAGUACUUCAACCUGGACCAGUGCGACUGAAGUCAUUCGAUGUGAUAUUGCACGUCUUUUCGCUCUUUUCCUAUAGCGCUCGUUUUUUUCCGCUGUCGUACAUCGAGUUUGAUUAAUUUCAGCUACUAUACCCUGUGGUGCUAUAUUUAAAGGUUCUAGUAUGGCUCAAUUGAAGAGUAGCCCUGUAACAUUCUCGCAAUCUAUACUGUUCAUGU